Molecule: messenger RNA, 1781 nt
Organism: Andrographis paniculata
Lineage: Eukaryota; Viridiplantae; Streptophyta; Magnoliopsida; Lamiales; Acanthaceae
Product: CBL-interacting serine/threonine-protein kinase 6-like
Exons: 1
Coding region: 343-1635 (430 amino acids)
Biological process (GO): protein phosphorylation; signal transduction
Molecular function (GO): protein kinase activity; ATP binding
Source: RefSeq, a predicted model, not a curated record
GUUGGAGAGAGAGAAAGAAGAGAGAGACUCAGAAACCCGACCCCAGUCAUUCCGUUCUGCCUGACUGCAUCCAUUCGUACGAACCCUAGAAAUUCUCCCCGUGAUUUCACCUCCCCCAGGGAAUGCAUAGAGAUGAGAAGAUCGCCGGUUUCUAACCCCCACUUUGGCGGCGGAAAGGCCAGCAAAACGGUGAUUGGCGGCCGGAAUUGUCACCGGAAGCACGUCGAGGACGGGUGAAUCUAUCGCUGUUUGCGUUUUUGAAAAAAAAAAUCAGUUACUGCUUGUUUUCUCCCAAAGUGUUCGGUUACCGCAGAGUUGGUUUGAUUAAUCGGAGAAUUUGUAAUGGCGUCGGAGGAGAAAUGCAGCGCGCUGCUCGGUAAGUAUGAGCUCGGGCGGUUGUUGGGGCACGGAACGUUCGCGAAGGUUUACCACGCGAGGAAUCUGCAGUCCGGUAAGAGCGUGGCGAUGAAGGUUGUUGCGAAGGAGAAGGUGAUUCGCGUGGGGAUGAUGGAGCAGGUGAAGCGCGAGAUCUCUGUGAUGAAGAUGAUGCACCAUCCGAAUAUCGUGGAGCUGCACGAGGUGAUGGCGAGCAAGACAAAGAUCUACUUCGCCAUGGAGUACGUCAGGGGCGGCGAGCUCUUCGCGAAGAUUGCCAAAGGUCGGCUGCGCGAGGACGCCGCGCGGAGCUACUUCCAGCAGCUGAUCUCCGCUAUCGAUUUCUGCCACAGCCGCGGCGUCUACCACCGGGAUCUGAAGCCGGAGAAUCUUCUCCUCGACGAGGAAGGUAACCUCAAAGUAACAGAUUUCGGCCUCAGUGCGUUCUCCGACCAUCUCCGGCAGGACGGCUUGCUGCACACAACGUGUGGCACCCCGGCGUACGUCGCGCCGGAGGUCAUCGGAAAAAAAGGCUACGACGGCUCCAGAGCCGACAUCUGGUCCUGCGGCGUGAUCCUCUACGCUCUCCUCGCCGGCUACCUACCAUUCCAGGACGACAACAUUGUAAACAUGUACAGGAAAAUCUACCGCGGCGAUUUCAAGUGUCCGCCGUGGUUCUCGCCGGAAUCCCGCCGUCUCAUCACCAAAAUGCUUGAUCCGAAUCCUUCCACACGUAUCACCAUCGCUAAAGUCAUGGAUUCCUCCUGGUUCAAAAAAUCACUCCCCAAGAAUCUCCGGUCCAAAGAAGAACAAGAAUUCACUGAAAAAGGCAAAGAAAAGGAAACCAUGAAUGCCUUUCACAUAAUCUCCCUCUCCCAAGGAUUCGAUCUAACGCCACUGUUCUCAGAAAAAAGGUCAGAGAAGGAGGAGCUGCGGUUUGCGACAAGCCGGCCAGCGAGCAGCGUGAUAUCAAAGCUUGAGGAGGUGGCGAAGACGGGCAACUUCAGCGUGAAGAAGAGUGGGGAGACUUGCGUGAGGCUGCAGGGAGCCGAGCGCGGCCGGAAAGGCCGGCUGGGAAUAGCCGCUGACAUAUUCGCAGUGGCGCCGGAGUUAGUGGUGGUGGAGGUUAAAAAGUCAAGCGGCGAUACUUUAGAGUACAACCAGUUCUGCAGCAAGGAGCUCCGACCAGCUUUAAAAGACAUUGUGUGGCAGUCUACUGCAACAGUAGUCGGCCAUGGCAGUUCAAUGCCAGCAGCUUGAAGAUGACAAGAACAACUCUUGUAGUUGUGUAUGUAUGCUUAUACUUAUUUGAAUUGUCUGUUCUUUUGCUUUACCUAAUUGUGAAUGCGUCUGUCCCAUCCAAUUUGAUUUCCUAAAACAAAUUCUGCUGCUGUUUCUUUCUUGCA